Molecule: messenger RNA, 1564 nt
Organism: Hyalella azteca
Lineage: Eukaryota; Metazoa; Arthropoda; Malacostraca; Amphipoda; Hyalellidae
Exons: 2
Coding region: 423-1202 (259 amino acids)
Source: RefSeq, a predicted model, not a curated record
CAGCCCCCGCCCACCGUCAGCCGCCAAGUAAGGAUAAACGGGGAAUCCCUGACGGCGGCUACAAUAACAGUGAAGAGAACAGCAGCUUCAUCAGGAGCUAUUACAUAGGGACGGCGAGAGGUGCUGCUUUAACUUCCACCGCUAAUCAAAGUUGUUCUUCUGUAAAAACGCAGCGCACAUCACCAAUUUCAUCCUCAGUCUCAGGUGUAGGGGUAGACGUAGUUAGGUUUUCCUCCAGUAACGACCACUCGGCUAGGUUACCGUCUAAAAAAGACACAGCAGAGUACGCAUCAUGUGAAUCUAUAGUCUCAGGCAAAGGACGAGUGUCAGUCUUGAAGAAGUCGUCGCAGAGUUCUUUAAACUCAAUCCUGUCAUCGAAUUCUUGCCUCAAGAAUUCUGCUAUUGCUGAACCGCGAUCUUCCAUGUCCAGGAAAGAAAGACAUGGCGUUUCGUUUGCUGUUCCCUAUCGGGAUGUUGAGAUUCAGGCGUGGGAACCUAGUGGAUCUGUUCAAAGUCAGCAAGAUUCUCAACCGUGUCUUGAAGAUCAACCAGUUGAAAGUGAAUCAAUUCCCAAAACAUGUACAAUUGGGACCUCUACCUAUCUAGAGGAUACCUCUUGUGACCAUUUCAGUAACAUGGACGAGUUUGGCAUCAUCGUAGGAGCUAGUAGUCAUAGUAGCCUACUUAGUGGCACCUACAGUUAUGACCCAGUCUUCAGCACUGACGAUGAUGCGAGUACUACCAAGAAAAGCAGUCCAAUGCAACUACCAAAAAAUCUCGAAGUAGACCCAUGGAGAGUUGAUAACUUGGGUUCCUUUCCGCUGGAACAGUCAUCAUCAAACAUUUUGGUUCGGAAGGAUACGCCUCCACCUAAGCCCGUUAUUCCUCGCAAUAACGAGAAAGAUUUAAGAGAGUUCAUCAGGAGACGUCAUACUAGCAACCUGUCUAUGUCUACACAAACUUUGAGAAAGUCAGGAGGAAUCUCGAGCGAGAACCUUGUGUCCAAGUGGGACUCGAACGAAGCCAAUCUAAGUUCCUUUGAUCAAAAUGUUCCUCUUUUGUACAACGAUGACAAGGAGGUGAGAUACGAGAACAUUGCAACGAUUUCAGCCUCGAUUAGAGACAAAAGUAAAACCACUGACGAUAUGGUACUGAACCUCAUCAAGAAGAUCAAAUCUCCUGAUGAGUCGACGUACCUAUAGUAUAACACUUUUUCAAACUGUACAAUCAGCCAUUCACUUCCUGAAUAAAGUACUGGUACUAUACUAUUGAACAAUCAAACCGUAGUUAAAAGCUAUUUUCAUAUCCCUAAGUUCUGGAGAGAAAUAUUGUAGUCUAGAAUAGAUAAGGGACUGAGGAUGAAUUGUGUAAGCCGCGUCUUACAGAAAGAUAUCGACUUGAUUUUUGGUGGUAGUUAAGCUGCACCUCGUAACCCGAGUCCAAGCUUAAAAGUUGUUAUCAACUCUGAACUCAUAAAGUAGAAUAGAAAUAGUUAAGACAGGUUGUUACGGUCGACAGCUGGUCAACGACAAAACUUAUCCUAUCGCUGCUUACAUUUUCGUCC